Messenger RNA from Diceros bicornis minor, 2240 nucleotides. It is a transcript of the gene PPM1J, whose product is annotated as protein phosphatase, Mg2+/Mn2+ dependent 1J. The transcript is spliced from 10 exons. Gene Ontology annotation, biological process: protein dephosphorylation. The record is from RefSeq and is a predicted model, not a curated record. The coding region runs from base 581 to 2068 and encodes 495 amino acids. Gene Ontology annotation, molecular function: protein serine/threonine phosphatase activity. NCBI's taxonomy places the organism in Eukaryota, Metazoa, Chordata, Mammalia, Perissodactyla, Rhinocerotidae.
GGGGUCCCUUUUAAUAGGGAAGAUGGCGGCUGGGAAGACUCGCUCCUGGACUUUCCGACCCCAGCGCCCCAGUUCCCUGUUCCUCUUACCGUUCCCCUCCCCCUCCACACCCAGAAAUAGCCCGCGACACCAGGCGGCCUCCGGCUUCCCCAGGGACGGGGGAGGGGGAGCCCGGGGAAGCGGGAGGGUCCCUUUAGAACGCCCCUCGGCGGCUGGACUUGCGCUGGCCAGGCAAGGAGGUCGACCCCCGGCCGGGAGCGCUCGGAGUGGCGGGAGCAGCCGGCUUGCUCCCAGACUGCGUGUAUUUUUAAUGCAUCUGCUGGGAAAGCGGAGCACCGAGGGAGAUGGGGCGCUGAGGUCGCUGAGGGUGGUGGCUGGUGGCCCCGUGGCCCCACCACCAGCUCUUUUGGCUUCCUAUUUAGGAACAGGUGGUGGUUAUGUGACUCCUGCGCAGUCCAGGUGGGCUUCCACCCCUACCCUAUUUCAAUUCCUCUUUCCCGAUCUGGGCCGGUGCACUUCCUCAUUGCCAAAGCGGCAGAAACUUUAACUGGAUGGUUUUAGGAUAAGGGUGGUCGUGCCCAUGAGGGUAGGGUGCUGUGGACAAGGCACUAGAAGAGUUCAUUGGGGUUCAGGGUGGGAUGUAGGGUCUUGGCCAAAGGAAGUAAAACCUCCUGCCCCCUAUGCAGACCCUUCCCCAGCAGCACCAUUAGGGGUGCCCCCUUUGCCUGGGAGGGGGGAACUGAGGCAGGCAGGUGCUGCUGCCCGCCUUUCUAUGAGGCGGGAGAGCCUGCCACCCAGACAGUACUCCUUGUGCCUUGCCCUGCCUCCCUUCUCCUCCCUCUGGCCUGGAUCCCAGGUGGCUGUGACCUUUCUCAGCUUGGCCAGCAGGCCAGAGAGGGUGUGUGUAUCUAAGGUGGUGGUUAUUCUAGGACCCGGUCUGGUGUCCAACCUGAUGUGGUCACUCUGGCCUGGCAGGGUCAUCAACGCUGGCAAGAGCCGGCACAAUGAGGACCAGGCUUGCUGUGAGGUGGUGUAUGUGGAAGGUCGGAGGAGUGUUUCAGGGGCACCAAGGGAGCCUAGCCGAGGCCAGGGACUCUGCUUCUACUACUGGGGCCUAUUUGAUGGGCAUGCAGGGGGUGGAGCUGCUGAAAUGGCCUCUCGGCUCCUGCAUCGCCAUAUUCGGGAGCAGCUAAAGGACCUGUCCUGCUGGUCUUCGCAGAAGGAAGUGACCCAUGAGAGCCUGGUCAUAGGGGCCAUUGAGAAUGCCUUCCAGCUCAUGGAUGAGCAGAUGGCCCGGGAGCGGCGUGGCCACCAAGUGGAGGGGGGCUGCUGUGCACUGGUUGUGAUCUACUUGCUAGGCAAGGUGUAUGUGGCCAAUGCAGGUGACAGCAGAGCCAUCAUCGUCCGGAAUGGUGAAAUCAUUCCAAUGUCCCGGGAGUUCACCCCGGAGACUGAGCGCCAGCGUCUUCAGCUGCUUGGCUUCCUGAAACCAGAGCUCCUGGGUGGUGAAUUCACCCACCUUGAGUUCCCCCGCAGAGUUCAGCCCAAGGAGCUGGGGCAGAAGAUGCUGUACAGGGACCAGAACAUGACCGGCUGGGCCUACAAAAAGAUCGAGCUGGAGGAUCUCAGGUUUCCUCUGGUCUGUGGGGAGGGCAAAAAGGCUCGAGUGAUGGCCACUAUUGGGGUGACCCGGGGCUUGGGAGACCACAACCUCAAGGUCUGCAGUUCUACCCUGCCCAUCAAGCCCUUCCUCUCCUGCUUCCCUGAGGUGCAAGUGUAUGACCUGACGCAGUACGAGCACUGCCCAGAUGACGUGCUAGUCCUGGGAACAGAUGGGCUGUGGGAUGUCACCAGUGACUGUGAGGUAGCUGCCACUGUCGACAGGGUGCUGUCAGCCUAUGAGCCCAAUGACCCCAGCAGGUACACAGCUCUGGCACAAGCUCUGGUCCUGGGGGCCCGGGGCACCCCCCGGGAUCGUGGCUGGCGUCUUCCCAACAACAAGCUGGGUUCCGGGGAUGACAUCUCGGUCUUCAUCAUCCCCCUGGGAGGGCCAGGCAGUUACUCCUGAGGGGCUCAGCCCUGACCCUCCCACCACUAUCCUAGCCUCUCCAGUCUUACCCCUCUCCCAACCCAAAUUCUGAAGUUGUCUCCCUGACCUUCUUUAGUGGCAAAUUAACUGAAGAAGGGGUAUCAGUUAGAUACAAAAUUAUAGCUAUUGGCAAAUAAACCAGAUGGAUAAA